ACUUCCGUGACAAUCUGGUCAGCGAGCGUGACAGCGUUAUCAACAACAACAAGAGCGAAGCGGAACUGCUCACAGAUCAAAGUGCGAAAUUCAAACUAAAACGAAAUGUGUUAACUGACUGUCUGUGAAUGACAGCUUCCUUUCACCAGUCUCAGCGAGGAGCUGCUCAUUCAGUUUGCUGUAAUACGAUAUAGUUUGCUGUCUUGUUUGGUGUCUGGCUGGCUUUCGAUGCAACCAACUUUUAUCAAAUUAAGCGGCAGUUGCAUAAAAAUGCAUACACUGCUGUGUCUCUAGAAAAGCGACGUGAGGACACUGAACUGGGACCAGUCACUAUAUUUUUUUACUGGUUUGCGGCAACUUGAGGUACACAGCUGUGACUGUGGACUUGCCAGGACAAAUAGCACAGCAGGUUGUUUGUUACCUUUCCAUCCAAAGCUGCAGAAGGUGUGUGACGUGGGCCAGUGCAAUGGAAGCCCCUCAGUUUGAAGGGCGCACUUUUAUGCAGGUGAUCAGUGAAAAAUACAGCCCAGAGAACUUCCCGUGCCGUCGAGGUCCAGGCAUGGGGGUGGUGGUUGUGCCAUCAGGGCAACAAGGAUCACCAAUGAAAGACCGUCUGAACCUUCCCAGUGUGUUGGUCUUGAACGGCUGUGGAAUCAGUCACGCGGGGCAUGAGGGAGAAAUCGCUGCCUUCUGUGCUCACGUGGUAGAACUUGAUUUGUCCCACAACAAGCUCCAGGACUGGCAUGAGAUCAGCAAAAUUGUUUCUAACAUCCCAAACCUGGAGUUCCUGAACCUCGCCUCUAACCAGCUGAGUGAUGCAGUCUUGGAGUCAAACUGUGCUAAGGCCUUCUCCAGCAUCCGGCGUCUAGUUCUUAACAAUACUCAAGUGUCCUGGGACACAGUGCACACUUUCACACGAGAGAUGCCUGAGUUAGAGGAAUUGUUUCUGUGCCUUAAUGAGUACACCACUGUGACAACUUUCGCCAUGCCCUGCUCCACACUGCGUCUGCUCCACAUCACAGACAACAGCCUGCAGGAGUGGAACGAGGUGCGAAAAUUGGGCUCCAUGUUCCCUGCUCUGGAAACUCUAAUCAUGGCCAACAAUAUGCUAAGCUCCAUUGAUGACGCGGGAGAAAUCCUUCUCCGGCUCUUUCCUAACCUACGAACCAUCAAUCUGCAUAACUCCGGGCUUAAUAAGUGGGAGGACAUUGAGAAGCUAAACUGUCUGCCCAAACUGGAAGAGGUGAGGUUGCAAGGCAUUCCUCUGCUGCAGGCCUACACAUGCGCAGAGCGUCGCAGUUUAGUGUUAGCCCAGCUCCCGUCAGUGACCUGCCUGAAUGGGAGUGUCGUGACUGAAGGAGAGAGAGAAGACGCUGAAAGAUUCUUUAUCCGUUAUCAUUUAGAUCAUUCAGAGGAAGAGCUGCCCCACAGGUAUCACUGCUUGGUGACCAAGUACGGGAAACUUGCUCCUCUGGCUGAGAUCGACCUGCGUCCACGUUGCCAUGCAAAGGUAGAGGUGCGUUAUGAAGACAAAGUGGAGCAGGUGAACAUCCGGCUAGACCAGACUGUGGCAGGGCUGAAGAAACAGCUAAAGAAUGUAGUGCAGCUCUCCACAAGCAACAUGCGCCUUUAUUACAUCGACAAGUGCUCUGCCUUUGGGCCAGAUGAGUUAAAAUACACCGCUCGAGCUUUGCACUCUUAUAGCAUUCAAGAUGGGGACGAGAUCCUGGUGGUGGCCAAAAAAAAGUAGCUGUUGUGUCCCCAGAUUGUGAUUUCUGUAUUUAAAUAACCAAAUGCUCUUUGAACUAGUGCCGUCCGGGCUCCACCGGUUGAUUUUCAGGGAACAAAUAUUGGCUCAUCAGAUUUGCGGGGGCGUCAAGGACGAUUCAAGCGCCACUUCUCAUUGCACGUCACUACACAGUCGCCAGAAACACCAUGACUCGUGUGCACUUUUAUUUCGGUUUUAUAAUAGUUUUUCGUCCGUCGCUGAAUUUUUUUUUCUUUGAGAAUAAAGCACAGAAGAGGGCUCUUGUAGCCUAUAAUGUGCAUUCCGAUCAAGACAAUCACCUAUAGAUUAUAUCCACUGACUGAAAUAUCAAACUGAAUGAAAAUAUUGAACUGCACUGUUGUCUUAAAAAGAAGUCAUGGAUAUGUCCAUUGCCUGCUGAUGUGUGCCAUACGCUGCAUCAGCCAUUAAAUACGUCUCUCAGGCCUUAUAUAUUUUAUGGCCACUGCUCGCUUCACUUAGGUUUAGAUUUGGCAAGGAUCUCAUUCACAGACCAGUUCAUUUGAUCUAUGUUUAUAAUCUGAUUGAGACCGGAAGAAAAUUGCCGUGUUGCAUGCUUCGUUUUUUCCUUUCGAUUUUUUUUUAAGAAACAUUUAUUCGUGCAGUAUUUUUAUUUAUUGUGGUGUUCAAAAUAAGACGAAACAAACCAGUAGCAAAUCAGUUACGGUGUAUGACUUAAUUCAGCCAGUAUAGCAUAACCAGGGGUUGUGGCUACAAUGUUUAUUAUUUAAGCCCUUUUUGACUUGAAUUAAAUUGUAUUAUGAAAAUGAAUAAAAGCUGAUUAAAAGGACCAGCAAAUUAUUUAAUUAGGUUUACUUCUGUGUCCCUCUCAUUUCCUUGUUAUGCCUGGGUCACCAAUAUCUACCAGGUUUAGCAUCUGGGACUGGCUAAAACACAAAAAUUUAUUGCAGUCAAAAUUAUUGAAAAAAGGCCUCUUCAAACCAUGUAAUGUGAUUUAUGACAAGAAGGAUUUUGUGAUUUAAAAAAUACUGUUAGUAAAUUAAACAGUUUUUAUGUGCUGAAUACCAAUAUAUACUGUAGUGUAAAGUAAGAUUUUACUGUGAAUGUUUUCAAGUGCUCAUAAACAAACUAAAGGCUAAAAUAUUUAACAUUAAGAAAUGCCUGGACGAAAUCUAAAUGAUGUUGCUGUCGUUUUCAGAUUUUGGCUUUUUCACUUUUUAUUAAUCAAGACUUAUAACCAAAUGGUGAAAUGAGUAGAUAGUCAGAGAUUUAUCAGUGGCUUAUACAUGCAUAACUUGUAUAACUACAAAAAUGGAAAGUAAAUUAUAACACAAUCACUACCUGAAUUAGAUACCUUGUACUUGCACUAGGUUAAAAUGAUUGUUUCACUAGGAAAAGAAAGAUUGUCAGAUAAACUGUAUAUGAUAUGCCUUUAACAUGCAUUCCUUUUCCCUUCACAUGCUACAUUAACGCAGUAUUAAGCUUUGAGAAUUCCCUUUUAGACUAUCAAUAUUUUAUGUUCUGUGCCCACACAGGACAUGCUACUGAUAAUAGCAUUUCACUUUUGCAUAAUUAUUUCAUGCUUUAAGGUGAUGUCACUGACAUUUUUGUUGUUGAUGCGAUUUAAUUUGUUUUUUUAUCGUCUGAAAUGUAUGCAAGUUGUGAGCUGACCCGUUUUGAUCUUUCCCAAAUAUUUUCUCUGUUUGAGAGAAUUUAUUAUAUUGUUAAAAAAAUAUAUUACUAACUAUCUUUCCUCUCUGUUUUACAUUCUCACUACAUUUGCUGUCCCGCUGUUUAUUUGGGUGACACUUUCAUGAUGGGCGUGUAAAAAGUAUUUUAAACAUCAGAUGGAUGAUUAAUGUGAGAGUCAUUUAUGGAGUGGAUGCUUUAUGCCAGUUAUUGUAAUGAUCAUUGAAAUACUUGACAGCUGCACACAUCUGUGUUGCAGAUUAAAUCAUAUUUGACUGUUUUAUGCCAUUGUUUUGCCAACAUGUGUGCUUAUGUGUAUCAGUUGAACAGAGUGGCUCAAAAGGACAAUAAACUUUUAGUGAUGGUCAUGA
This is a messenger RNA of Triplophysa dalaica, 3807 nucleotides long. RefSeq names its product tubulin folding cofactor E-like a (gene tbcela). The transcript has 11 exons. NCBI's taxonomy places the organism in Eukaryota, Metazoa, Chordata, Actinopteri, Cypriniformes, Nemacheilidae. The record is from RefSeq and is a predicted model, not a curated record. Gene Ontology annotation, molecular function: alpha-tubulin binding. The coding region runs from base 467 to 1750 and encodes 427 amino acids. Gene Ontology annotation, biological process: protein folding.